UUCUCUCUUCUUUUACUGCAGAAAUUAAUGGAAAAACUGGACCUCAAUGGGGAUGGCAUAAUUACAUUUGGGGAGUAUAAAGUUGCACUCAACAUAUCAAGUCAGCCAUUGGAAACGUGGAAGCAGCUGUUUAAAUCCAUUGACAAAGACGGAAGCGGAACAUUAAGUGCCGAGGAGUUGAAGGACUUUCUUCGGCGAACGGGCUCCGAGGACUUGCAAGAUAGCGUGUAUGCCUGGAUGAAAGUCUAUGACACAAAUAAGGACGGCCAACUAAACUAUCAGGAAUUUUUGGGAUAUAUCGCAUCUCUUGAGGAGUGA
Messenger RNA from Dibothriocephalus latus, 318 nucleotides. The record is from the annotation of a GenBank genome assembly. NCBI's taxonomy places the organism in Eukaryota, Metazoa, Platyhelminthes, Cestoda, Diphyllobothriidea, Diphyllobothriidae.